CGACUAAGAGGUCAACAUACAAGAGACUUACAUCUCCCGUGAAUCGCUAUGAUUGUAUAUGUAUAUAUUCAUCACAACUACACUCUUCAACCCAAUGGAAGCUAGUUCUUUAACAAAGAUUUCGAUUAAUUGCUAUAGGUCAUUCCACUGAACUAUGAGCGUAGUAUCUACUAAAUGCAUUUUCCAGUGUUCACUCAGAGAUUAACUAUACCGCGGAUGAAAAACCAGUAUUGAAUUUAUCAUUUGCACAAUAAGUAAUUCUCUCAAGAAAUAACCGCUGUUUAUGAACGUGAACGGAGUCAGCUGUUUACGCGCUCUUUGCAUCCAAAGUCAUGUAGUUCAUGGGUAUGUUGGAAACAAAAGUGCUGUUUUACCAUUACAACUCUUAGGGAUAGAAGUUGACUUUAUCAACUCAGUUCAGUUAUCGAACCACACAGGGUACGAAAAUGUCAGGGGCCAAGUUUUAGAUGCUAAUGAUUUGAAAGAAUUGUACCUGGGAUUAAAAACAAAUGGUCUUCACAGAUAUACUCAUGUCCUCACAGGAUACGUUGGCUCACCGAGUUUUUUGGAAGGCGUAGCAUACAUUGUAUCUGAUUUAAAAAACGAAAACCCAGGCUUAAAAUUUUAUUGCGAUCCUGUUCUAGGUGAUCGGGGAAAACUUUAUGUUCCACCGGAGCUCAUCGACAUCUAUCGGGAAAGAAUACUUCCAUUAGCAGAUGUUCUUUUACCAAAUCAAUUUGAAGCAGAGUUACUUAGUGGUAUGCAAAUUACAGAUGAACAAUCAGCGUUAAAUUGUAUUGCACAUUUACAUAAACAAUAUAAUAUUCCUACUGUAGUUAUAUCGAGUACAAAUUUAACAAAAUUCCCUCAAGUAAUGUAUGGUUAUGGAAGUCGUUUAAAAAGCUCAGUCAACACUCCAAAUGAUAAUAAUCACACCAGUAAUACUAAUAAUAAUCUAUCCGAUCAAACAAAUGGUUCACAUGUAUGCAUCAAUCAAGAAUAUGAUCGUGUACGAUUAAGAAUUCCAAUAGUGAAUUGUCAUUUCACUGGUACUGGUGAUUUAUUUGCUGCUUUAACUUUGGCUCGAUUAGAACCACGAAUUGUGAACGAGAAUGGUGAGAAAGUGGCUAAAUACUCUUUCAAGGAGGCAUUUCAAUGGGUUAUUAGCACAAUGCAAGCUGUUCUACUAAGAACAUUAAAACUGUCUACUUCUCCUGAAAUGCUAAAUAUGCCUAAAACUGCUCGACAUGAACUAAAAUUAGUCCAGAGUAUCGAUGAUAUACGUAAUCCGGUGUUAGGAGAUUAUGUUGAAGAGAUAUGAAUCAGCCAAUGGGAAUAAAGCACAGUAGAAAUCUUAUUCUCGGUGAAUAACUUAAGGACAAAUUACAACGUAGUAGUGGUUACAGUUUCAAUAUAUAUUACAUAAUAUAUACAUAUUUAUUUUUUCAAUUUACUGACUGUUUCCAAAUGAGUUCGUUUCUUAUCAAAUAACAGGAUAUAUAUGUUUGCAUUCCUGUGGACAGAGAGAGAGAAAGAGACUGUGGAUAGGUCUGUGUGUGUGUGUGUGUGUAAAUACUGUUUCUGUGACUUAAUAUAUAAUUCUUUGACAUAAUGUAAUCCAAACUUAUAAAUACAUAUAUUAUUUUUCUCUUGA
This is a messenger RNA of Trichobilharzia regenti, 1654 nucleotides long. Lineage: Eukaryota; Metazoa; Platyhelminthes; Trematoda; Strigeidida; Schistosomatidae. The record is from the annotation of a GenBank genome assembly.